CCUGUUCCACUUUCCGAGUGGAGGCGCCGACACGACCCGAGCUAGCGCCGACACGACCCGAGCGGAGCUUCCGUAGCACGCGACAACAUGGAGAGGUUCUGGCCCUUCAAGCGUCACCGAGACACGCCGUGCUGCUCGUACACGGCCAUACAGUUCACCCUGUUCUUCUCCAACUUCGUCUUCUGGACUGGCGGGAUGGUGUCCUACGUGGUGGUGUGGGCGCUGAAGGUCCAUGAGAAGAUGAAGAUGGUGACCAGCAUCAACCUGGACUGGCUCUACCUGCCGCUCUACGUCACUAACAUCGUCAUCGGCGUCAUCAUGUACUUCGGCUGCUGCGCCGCGUUUCUGGAACAGCGGAAAUCUCUUCUUGUGUACGCCAUGUGUCUCGUAGUUCUGAUACUUGCGGAGGUUUCAUCAAGCACGUGGGCUUUGAUCUACACAAAAACGGAGUUCCAACAUUUCGCCGACAAGUCCUUCAACACAACGAUACAAACGCACGGAACGUUGGAGCAGUGGUCGGUCAAGAGUUACCUGGAGGAGUUUCAGACAGAGUACCAGUGCUGUGGUUUACUGGGCCAGACAGACUGGAGGGAGCCGUACAAACAUCUCAGCUGUAAGUGUGGCGACGACGUCAGACAGACAGACGUCAGACAGACGUGCAGUCAGCCCUGUGGACCUUACAUCAAGGAGUAUCUCACAAACACCUUCGUCCUACUCGGCAUCGCAGGACUGGUGUUUGGUCACCUGCAGUUAUUUGGCAUCUUCUUGGCGUGUUGGCUGUACCGGCACCCGACCACGCGGGUGAGAACCAAACGCAGACGGCAGUCUCGUGCCGGCUCCUCCGGUAACACCAGCUCCGGACUCUACAACAACAGCACUGUCGGCGGCUUCGACGACGAGUCUACCGUGCUGCCUGUCUCCAACGGCAAGGAAAGGCCGACGAAAAAGAAUCAGCACCUUGGGAACCUGCCGAACAGACUACAGCACAUCGUCUAAAGGACAACAUGCAAGAGAGAAAUACACACAUUGCAGUGUAGCAUGAAAGUUCAUCUGUG
This is a messenger RNA of Branchiostoma belcheri (Belcher's lancelet), 1055 nucleotides long. RefSeq names its product CD151 antigen-like. The record is from RefSeq and is a predicted model, not a curated record. Bases 88 to 996 code for a protein of 302 amino acids. Gene Ontology annotation, cellular component: membrane. Lineage: Eukaryota; Metazoa; Chordata; Leptocardii; Amphioxiformes; Branchiostomatidae. The transcript has 7 exons.